AUGCUGCAUCUGUUUCGGAAGGCAUGGUCUUCUCAGCGAACAUCUCGAAUAGUUCUCAGAUGCCUCUCAACUAAAAACAAUGUAUCUGAUUUGUCCAAAAUUCGAAAUAUUGGUAUAUCUGCUCACAUUGACAGCGGCAAAACAACACUUUCGGAGAGAAUCCUAUUUUAUACAAACAGAAUAAAUGAAAUGCACGAGGUUAAAGGAAAAGAUGGAGUCGGAGCUGUAAUGGAUUCGAUGGAAUUGGAAAGACUUCGCGGUAUCACGAUCCAGUCAGCAUCAACAUUUACUACUUGGAAAGACUGUACCAUCAAUCUCAUUGAUACACCUGGCCAUGUUGAUUUUACAGUGGAAGUUGAAAGAGCACUUCGAGUGCUCGAUGGUGCAGUCCUCGUAUUGUGUGCUGUUGGUGGAGUCCAAUGUCAAACCCUCACAGUAACCAGGCAGAUGGAACGUUAUAAAAUACCACGGCUUGCAUUUAUAAAUAAACUCGACCGACAGGGAGCAGAUCAUGUUCGUGUUCUGAAACAGAUAAGAUCCAAGCUCAAUUUUAAUUCAGCCUUUAUUAAUAUUCCUAUGAGUCAAGAAACUAACAGUACAGGAAUAAUUGAUCUGAUCAGUGAGACAGCUGUUUACUUUGAGGAGCCAUUCGGUUUAACUGUAAGACAAGAUGCUAUUCCAUCAUCGAUGUUAGCCGAAACUAAAGAACGCCGAGCUGAAUUUAUUGAAUGUUUGGCCAAUGCCGAUGAUGAAAUAGGCGAAGCAUUUUUAUCUGAAAAGCCAAUUGAUCAAGCAACCUUAAAAGCUGCUGUACACAGAGCUACACUGUCGCAUCGAUUCGUUCCUGUUUUAGUUGGAUCAGCUUUACGCAACCGUGGUGUGCAAUUGUUACUUGAUGCUAUUGUGGAUUAUUUGCCUAACCCAGGUGAAGUAACCUACCAUGCUCUGAAUGAAACCUCUGGUGAGCCUCAAAAGGUUCUUCUUAAACCACAACGAACUGAUGAGAAUCCAUUUUUGGGACUUGCUUUCAAACUAGAAGCAAGCAAAUAUGGUCAAUUAACGUAUAUGCGAAUCUAUCAAGGUUGUCUACGUCGUGGUGAUGUGGUGAAAAAUUCGCGUACUGGUCGUCGUAUAAAAGUAGCUCGCCUUGGGCGAUUAAAUGUUACUGACUUAGAAGACUUGGAAGCUGUUUAUGCUGGAGAUAUUGCUGCACUUUUUGGCGUGGAAUGUUCAUCUGGUGAUACACUCGUUGAUGUAAAUAUGAAAGAACCAUUAGCCAUGGAAUCGAUGUUUAUUCCAGAACCUGUGGUAUCUAUGUCGAUUAAGCCGACAAACAAAUCAACUGUUGAAUCGUUUAGUAAAGGUUUAGCCCGAUUUACACGUGAAGAUCCAACAUUUGUUCUUUCACAGGAUCCAGAAACUGGUGAAUCAUUGGUAUCCGGUAUGGGUGAAUUACACUUAGAAAUCUAUGCUCAACGUUUAGCUCGAGAGUACAAUGCACCAUGUGUAUUAGGUAAACCUCGUGUGGCGUUCAGAGAAACUCUAUCCGAACCAUUUGAAUUUGAUUAUCUUCAUAAACGUCAGUCUGGUGGAGCUGGUCAAUAUGGUCGAGUAAUCGGUAUCCUGGAGCCUCUACCACCUGAUUCUUAUACAAAAUUGUUAUUUUCUGAUGAGACAGUUGGUACACAUGUCCCAAAAAAUUAUGUUCCAGCCAUUGAAACUGGUUUUCGUAAUGCUUGUAAUUCAGGCCAGUUGGCUGGACAAAAAGUUACCGGAGUAAAAUUUCGUCUACAAGAUGGUGACCAUCAUAUGGUGGAUAGUAGUGACUGGUCUUUUCAACAGGCUGCCGAAGGUGCUAUGAAACAAGCCAUGGAUGAAGGAAAAUGGUUAAUAUUAGAACCGAUUAUGUAUGUUGAAGCAACUGCACCAACGGAGUUUCAAGGCGCUUUAAUUACUAUUGUAACACGACGUAAUGGUGUUAUCGUCAGUACUGAAACUAAUGAAUGUGACGCUAUCAUUCAGGCUGAGGUACCAUUGAAUGAAAUGUUUGGUUUUGCUGGUGAAUUACGCAGUCUAACCGAAGGGAAAGGUGAAUUUUCCAUGGAAUAUCUAAAGUAUUGUCCAGCACGACAAGCCACUACAGACACACUGGUUCAAGAGUAUGAAGCACUUGUAGAGGCGAAAUUGAUUGCCAGUGGUAAAAAAAAUGUAACUACUGAUUUGUUGGUAACGAGGAGGAUCGUUUGCUGCGAGCUGGCGAUGAUUGGUACAAAAUCCCGAUGUGUAUAUACAUAUGUCUUUCGUACAUUAGACAGAACAGUUUAG
Trichobilharzia szidati is the source of this 2325-nucleotide messenger RNA. Lineage: Eukaryota; Metazoa; Platyhelminthes; Trematoda; Strigeidida; Schistosomatidae. The record is from the annotation of a GenBank genome assembly.